Pollicipes pollicipes is the source of this 833-nucleotide messenger RNA. RefSeq names its product adult-specific cuticular protein ACP-22. NCBI's taxonomy places the organism in Eukaryota, Metazoa, Arthropoda, Thecostraca, Pollicipedomorpha, Pollicipedidae. The record is from RefSeq and is a predicted model, not a curated record. The coding region runs from base 66 to 833 and encodes 255 amino acids. The transcript has 4 exons. Gene Ontology annotation, cellular component: extracellular matrix.
ACAAUGGUGCGCCGUCGCAGGCGCUCAGUCACUUGAGUGGCGUGCACGGAGAGGGACCCCUCGACAUGGAGCGCGACAAGAUUCCCGGUGCUGUUUCCAUCCUGUCUGCUCUGCUUUUGCUGAUGGCCUCAGACUUCACUGCGGGCGACAGCACAAAUCUAAGCGACGAUGGCAGCCGUGCCACCGGCAACAACUACGGCUUCGGCCAUAGAUACGGCGACCGAACCGGCUUCAACAGGAGAUACAACACCAACACUGGCCACGGCGCCCACAGGGUCUACAGCAACAACAACGGCCACCGCGCCACCAACGGCUACAACGUCGACACCGGCUACAGCUCCAACAGCGCCCACAGCGAGCACGCCGUGUACGGCGGCGACCGCGGCGACUACACGGACCCGCACCCGCGCUACCGCUACCAGUUCCACGUGACCGACCCGCGCACCGGCGACUCCAAGUCGAUGCACGAGCGGCGGGACGGCGGCGGCGUGGUUGGCGAGUACCGCGUGCUGGAGCCGAACGGCCUGGAGCGCAUCGUGACGUACACGGCCGACGACCGGCACGGCUUCCGGGCACGGGUGCGCUGGGUGCCGGCCGGCGCUCGCGCCGCCGGUCCAGCCGUCUCGCACCAGGAGGUGACGCAGUUCCACUCGGACCCGGUGCCGGCGCCGGCCGAGAAGCUGUUCGCCGUGACCGACAUGUUGACCUCGCUCGAGGCACAUGUGAAGCAGCUGAACACGGCCAAGGUCGGUGUCGACUCGUUGGAGGUGCGCCUGCAGACGCUGGAGGGCGCGGUUGGCUCGGGCCUGAGCUCGCUGCGCGCCAGCCGGUAG